AUGAAGGAAGAUGCACCCAUCACCGAAAUCAAGCAAAUCUCACAUACGCAACCAUCACAACAAAUACUACGCUCAGCUUCACCAUCCAGCGACGAUGAUGGCACCAACACCCCAUCCCCAACCAAGAACAACCCCCAGCCGCCCAAAGACGACACCGACGCAGAAAGCAUAGGCGGCCAACGCAAUACAAUGUCCCGCAAACGCAUGCUCCUCGCCUUCUCCGCCCUCUCCGUCUGCCUCUUCGUCUCCUUCAUCGACCAGACCAGCGUCUCGACCGCUGUGCCCGCCAUCGCAGAGGACCUCGACACGGGAACAGCCACCUCGUGGAUCGGAACGUCGUUUCUGAUUGCUUCGACGGCUUUUCAGCUCAUCAACGGGCGGCUGUCGGAUAUCUUUGGCCGCGUUCUCGGUGCCGUUCUAGCCCUCGCAAACGGCGUCGGUCCCUUUGUCGGCGGCGCAGUCGUCCAAGAAUCGACCUGGCGAUGGGUCUUCUGGAUGGUCCCCAUCAUCAGCGCCCCAGCCGCCGUCACGAUCCUCUUCUGCCUCCCAUUGAAGCACCGACCCGGAAACUACAGUGAAAAGGUCAAGAAAAUCGACUACGGCGGUAUCGCCCUCAACAUGGCCUCGACGCUGCUCCUCCUCAUCCCGCUGUCCGGAGGCGGCGUAACGUACCCUUGGUCCUCGCCGUUUGUCAUUGCCGGCGUCGUCGUAGGCGCCGUACUGGCGGCUCUGUUUGUGCUCUACGAGUGGAAACUGGCGAAGCUGCCCAUCAUGCCUUUGCGCCUGUACCAGGCGCCGCACUGCAGUGCGUUGUUUGGGCAGACGUUUCUUAUGGGCCAAGCGUACUUUGGUAACCUGUUUUACCUGCCGAUUUACUUCCAGUCUAUACUGAACUACGAACCCCUUGUCUCAGGAGCGCUUAUUCUUCCCGUCAUCAUCACAACUUCGGGGCUGUCUAUUCUGUCGGGGCAGUAUAUGCUGCGAGUGGGACGGUAUAUGCCCUGUAUCCUUGCAGGGUUCUUCCUCUGGACCCUUGGGAACGGUCUCACCAUCCUCUUUGACCGAGAUACGGGGCUAGAGAAACUGAUCCCAAUCCUCGUAGUCGUCGGCGCGGGGAUAGGCCUUACGCUGCAGCCUACGCUGGUGGGCAUGUACGCCAACUCGCGCGCCGAAGACCGCGCCGUCACGACGGGGUUGCGGAAUUUCAUCCGGACCAUCGGCGGCGCGUUCGGGCUUGUGGUGUCCGGGGUGAUUCUCUCCAACACGCUGCGGCGGGAUCUUCACGGGAAAGACUUUGUUUCCGAUGCGGUGAUUGCGGAGCUUACUUCGUCGACGUAUACCUUGGACCAAAAAGGGUUUUCAGACGCGGAGAAGGCGGUGAUUUUGGAGGCGUAUAUGAAGGGAUUGCAUUACAUUUUCGUGUAUUAUGUUAUUUGCUCUGGGUUAAGUCUGGUGUUGACGCUUGGAGUUGGCAAUACGGGGUUGAAGGCGAAGAAAGCGGCGCCGACUGAAGAGGCUUCGGAGGGUCCGAAGGCGGUAUCGGAGGAUGCUCCGAUGAGUGAUCAGGAGAAGGCGAGUGAGAAGGCGAGUGAGAACUAG
Colletotrichum fioriniae is the source of this 1599-nucleotide messenger RNA. RefSeq lists its product as uncharacterized. Gene Ontology annotation, biological process: transmembrane transport. Gene Ontology annotation, molecular function: transmembrane transporter activity. The record is from RefSeq and is a predicted model, not a curated record. Lineage: Eukaryota; Fungi; Ascomycota; Sordariomycetes; Glomerellales; Glomerellaceae. Gene Ontology annotation, cellular component: plasma membrane.